Molecule: messenger RNA, 885 nt
Organism: Phragmites australis (common reed)
Lineage: Eukaryota; Viridiplantae; Streptophyta; Magnoliopsida; Poales; Poaceae
Product: putative H/ACA ribonucleoprotein complex subunit 1-like protein 1
Exons: 4
Coding region: 101-679 (192 amino acids)
Biological process (GO): ribosome biogenesis; snoRNA guided rRNA pseudouridine synthesis
Cellular component (GO): box H/ACA snoRNP complex
Molecular function (GO): box H/ACA snoRNA binding
Source: RefSeq, a predicted model, not a curated record
AGAACCCUAACAAACCCUCCUCCCCUCCCAUCUCCCACCGCCGCCUCCCUUCCCGCGCCGCCGAAACCCUCCUCUCUCUGAGAAGAAUACCACACACGCGAUGCGGCCACCGAGAGGGCGCGGCGGCGGCGGCCGCUUUGGCGGCGGAGGCGGCAGGGGCGGCGGCGGGGGCCGCUUCGGAGGUGGGGGCCGCUUCGGAGGACGCGGCGGCGGUGGGUUCCGCGACGAGGGGCCGCCUGCCGAGGUCAUUGAGGUUUCGACGUUCCUGCACGCGUGCGAGGGGGACGCGGUGACGAAGCUGACGAACGAGAAGGUGCCCUACUUCAACGCGCCCAUCUACCUCCAGAAUAAGACCCAGAUCGGCAAGGUCGACGAGAUCUUCGGGCCCAUCAACGAAUCAUAUUUCUCUGUCAAGAUGAUGGAAGGGAUCAUUGCGACGUCGUACAAGGAAGGCGACAAGUUUUACAUCGACCCUAUGAAACUGCUGCCUCUGUCACGCUUCCUGCCACAGCCAAAGGGACAAUCUCAAGGAGCACCUAGAGGUGGUGGCCGUGGUGGAAGACGUGGUCGCGGAGGUGGUGGCCGCGGUUCGUUCGGAGGUGGAAGAGGCCCACCAAGGGGCCGUGGUGGGCCUCCAAGGGGUGGAGGUCGUGGUUUUAGAGGGCGAGGCAGAUUCUAGAUCUAGUUUGAGUUUGAUGUUUGUUGAAACAUCAAUUCUAAAUUCCCUCUACCCAGUUGGAAACUUUCAUUUUCUUGUAACCUGAUGUUAAGUUAGCAGAGCACUUGCAACCGUUUGUGUGGAACUCGGAUUGUCUAUUGAAACAAAGGUUUUGUACCUGCUGUUACAAGUUAUGCGCUUAAAGUUAAUCCUUGUUCUGAAUUCAA